AGCUCAGCCUUCACGCCACCAAGUGGUUCUGCACCAUUUUUUUCCAGAUCACUCCGAUUGCUCCAUCGUCACUCUCCUGUGCCGUGCGGUUGGUAAAGAUUGAUGGAUGGGUGAACCCUGAAUGCUGGUCGGGACUUCCCCGUCGGGCCCUCUGUUGGCAUUUCGAGGCGCAUCCUCAAUCAAGCCCGCACCUAUUUUCUCUCGGCCCACCCCGCAUGCAGUAUUGACUCGGCUGGACUGGCAUUCUUCACUCAAUUCCUUUGUUCAUCAGCCAUGACAAACGUUGUCUUCUACAAGCCAAAACACAACUUUAGGCUUCACGAUAUUGCAAAGUUGUCACGAUGUUGCUCAAUAUCGUAGCUUUGAUAUCAGUUUCUCUUUUUAAUAUAGUCGUCGCUCAGACCGCCUCGAGUACAACAUCUGCUCCUGCAGCGACACAUACGGUUUCGGUCGGCGCAGAUGGCCUUAAUUUUAACCCGCAUGAGAUCACUGGCGCUGCUGUUGGCGAUAUAAUUGAGUAUCGAUUUUAUCCUCAGAAUCAUUCAGUAGCCAGAGCAGCAUUUGGACCGAAUCCAUGUAUUCCUUACGAAGACACCGGGGCAGGUCUGGUGGGAUUCUGGAGUGGUUUUCAACCAAUCGCAGUGGUACUCAAUGAUCCUCCAAUCUUUCGAGUGCGAGUCAAUGAUACAGCACCUAUAUUCUACUACUGUUCAGCGCCGAAUGCAUGUUUCGAAGGAAUGAUUGGUGUUAUCAAUCCGAAUGCGACGGAAACUUUUCAGGCGCAGUUCAACUACACGCAGAAUGCGACAUUGGAAUUCAGUCCUUUAGAGUAUUUCCCAGCAGAAGUCUCAGCUACACGAACAACCACAGCUACGGGCGCAACGAUGACACCCACAGCCCCUCCAUCGACAUCGAGCACAGCACCAGCCUCCUCAUCCUCCCACACCUCACUUGGCGCAGGUCCGAUUGCUGGAAUUGCUAUUGGCGGAUUCGCAGUAGCGGUUCUGGCAGCAGCUUUGAUAUACAUGUGCGGAAGACACAAAACGAUCAACGAAUUAAUGCUCCGCCAAUCUACCCUCGCGGCCUCAAAUCACAACUCCUACCAACCUGCCUCCGCAGGCUUGACAGAAGCCAACUACUCGAACAUGCAAAAGACGCCCAUGAGCGACGCCGCACGAUUCAGCGAUCGAGAGACCGCGAGCUACAGAAGCAUGAGUCCACCGCUCGACGAGAGAUCCGCGAUGAUGGGCAUGCAACCAAUGCAUUUCCAAGGCCAAGGAAACGGGAGUCCAGGACUGGGAGUCAUGAGUCCCGGCAGUCCCGGGUAUCCGAGCCCGACAUAUUACGAUACGCAGACGCCGCACGAGAUGGAGAAUGGGACGGUACAGUCGCAGGCUGGUUUAAGACAGAAUCCUCCUCCCGAACAUGAAGGGCCGCACGAACUUGCUGUCGGCGAUACGAAUGUCUCAACGAUGGACUCGAGGCCGUUCUCGUAUACAGAUAGCGAGAGUGGAUUUCAUGCGGAGCGGAAACAAUGAUCGGUCACGGUACGAACGGUGUGGAUAUGACGGGAUAAAGGAUGAACUCGGUACAACCAGCCUGUCGAGCGUAAGGGUGUUUUUGGAACGCAGUCAGAGAGCAGAUUUUCUGUUGCUUUACGGUAGCAGGGCGUCAGGUGCUGGUGGUAUGGAAGAUUAUUAGGGCCUGGGAUGGCAUGGAUAUUUUACGAGGAUGAUAUACCUGUGUUGGUGACACGUUUUGUGCGUGUAUGUAUUUAAUUUUAUUCUUUUGAACGUCUUUGAGAUGUUGUUGUUCUUGCUCUUCAACUGAUGAUGUGCUCUUCGUUUGAAGCCAUGGUAUGGGAUAGCUGAGCACAAGAAGGGAUGCGGCUAAGCACCGACUCUUCAUCCACUUCACUUCGUAUUUUCGUACCUCUCCACCCCUUCUGCGCACCCCUUCUGCUCACCCCUCUUCACUCCCCCGCGUAUCCAAGCGCUUACCGUGUUCCCUUCCAAUCUUCUCUCAUGAGG
This is a messenger RNA of Mollisia scopiformis, 2030 nucleotides long. RefSeq lists its product as uncharacterized. The record is from RefSeq and is a predicted model, not a curated record. The transcript is spliced from 6 exons. The coding region runs from base 342 to 1538 and encodes 398 amino acids. Lineage: Eukaryota; Fungi; Ascomycota; Leotiomycetes; Helotiales; Mollisiaceae.